This is a messenger RNA of Amborella trichopoda, 4441 nucleotides long. Its product is annotated as Plant regulator RWP-RK family protein. Lineage: Eukaryota; Viridiplantae; Streptophyta; Magnoliopsida; Amborellales; Amborellaceae. Gene Ontology annotation, molecular function: protein binding; DNA-binding transcription factor activity. The record is from RefSeq and is a predicted model, not a curated record.
GGGAAUCCAAGUUUAUCACGUGGCACCAUUAUUGAAAUUAUACCGAAUUACCAGGCCAUUUGUAUAACACAUCCUUCCAUUUUACCCAUUUGCUGCUAACAUGUUAACAAGAAGGUUUACUUACUGCUCCUCUGUUAACAAGGUCCACUGGCUCACAACUCAUCAAAAUCUUCGCUGAGCAAUUCCAACCCUUUUUCUUCAACCUUAAGGUAACAAUAAACCCUAACUCUUGCCCUAAUUUGUUCUCUCCCUAUGUAAAUUUUUGGGUUUUCGUGGUGGAUAUCCACAUUUUUGGCCUUUACUUUUUUUGGCAAGAAAACCCAUAUUUGUCUGGACCUUUGAAGCUAGGGUUUCGUUGUUUGGGGAAUGAAAGAUGGAUACAACAGUGGUCCUGCUGAUUUGAAAGCUCAGAGUUCGAUGUUUCCUUAUUUAGAAAGUUCACAGUUUGUCGCCCCUCUUAAUAGAACAGUCUAGGGUUUCGCUCCAGUGGAGGCCUCAGCUCUGUGUUAUUUGAUUAAUUGCAUUCAGUCGAAAAGGUUGGCGCUUGGAUGGAGCUCUUUCCGAUGGAUUGAACUGGAUUUCAUGGAGAAUGAUUCAAUUAGUUACAUGGGUGCUUUGAAUCUGUGUAAUUUUAUUGCGGCUUGUUUUGUUUCUAUUUAUGGAAGGGCAGGGGCCCUUUGUUCGAGCUAUUUAUUCAGUUCAAGCUGUUUAAUCGGUUUGGGUGAGAGAAAUAGCUUUUGUCAUGUUUGAAUAUGUAACCAAAGUCAAAGAACUACCAUGGUUUCUCAAAUUCUUGUAGGUGCAAAGAGUCUUUGGGGUUCUGGAAAGCUGGGUUUAGAAAAUUCGUGGUCUUGUGUACAGAAUCUAGGGGUUUCUUUCAAUUAAAACAACUCACAGUGUCUAAUACUUCGUAUCAUAAUGGUAAGGAUUUGCGGAUGCAACAGUUUUGUGUUUGGGUUAUGGGAUUCCUUUUUGUAUACCAAAUUGUGGGGUUUCCUCUUUUGAGUGCAUAAGGAAUGCUUUUUUUUUGUAGAGGUAGAAGUUGUAGGCUUAGUAAUUAGCUUACUGUUGUGAACGGUAGUUGAAAGGAAGCUUGAGUGAGAAAAAUGGACCACCUAUUUGUUCAUAGGGCGCCAGGGACUGGUCCUUGGUGUUCUUCUCAAGGUGUCCCUUCUGUACCAGACAAUAUGGGAGUCGAAGACUCGUUCAGUUUUUCUGAAAUCAUGGAUUUUGAUAGCUAUGUUGAGCCUUCUGUGGCUGGAGAUCAAGUUUCUCCAGUAUAUGGGUUUAACAAUUCGUACCCAAUUGGUGAUGUACCUACUUAUUAUGCACCUGUUUCUUCAAACCCAAAUAGCAAUCCUGCAACUGGUAACUCUCUCGUCGGGUUUGGUGUUCCUUUGGAAUAUAGAGAUCCGGUUACAAAUCCAACUGCUAGUUUUUAUCCUCGUCCUUUUUCGCCUGAAGAGGAAGUGAUAGCUGGAGCUCCGUAUUUUAAAACUAAUACUAAGAGUGAUGCAUAUGAUAGGAAGAAUACUUAUCAAUACGUCUAUAAAUCACCUGUCGAUCCCACUAAGGCCUCAUGUUAUAGACCAUCCGUUAGGCAAGAAGGAGAUAAUGGUUCCAACUGUGGUUCUUUCGUGGGUCAGAGUGAGCAUGAGGAAAUUUUGAAAAGAAAUAUCAAUACAAAAGAGUGGAUGGUAAAGCAAAUGGAUAGUCGUCAAAAUUUCACCAUUCCGAGAUCCCCAGGAUUAAUCCUCUCAGAGAAAUUGCUCAAGGCUCUGUCUCUUUUUAGGGGCUACUGUGGUGGGAACAUUCUUGCACAAGUUUGGAUGCCUGUUAGGCAAGGGGACCAAUAUGUUCUUACUACUUGUGAGCAACCUUACUUGCUAGACCAGAUUCUUGCAGGUUAUAGAGAAGUUUCAAGGGGUUUUUUCUUUUCGGCUAAGGGAACAGAAGGUGCAUUUCCUGGGCUCCCAGGCCGAGUGUUUAUAUCUGGAUUGCCUGAGUGGACUCCUGAUGUGAGUUAUUACAAAAGAGCUGAGUAUCUGCGAGCUGACCAUGCUCGAAGAAAUGAGGUUCAUGGGUCCCUUGCUUUGCCUGUAUUUGAGCCUCAUGACUCAUCGUGCUUGGCAGUGUUGGAACUCGUCACGACAAAGAAGAAGGCAAGUUUUGGUGAGGAGAUGGAGAACAUUUGCCAUGCACUUCAGGCAGUGAACUUAAGAAGUAGAGAAGCUAAAGUUCACUUCCAGAUUAUUUCAGAGAACCGAAAAGCUGCCUUAGCUGAGAUAUUGGAUCUCUUGAGAGCAGUUUGUCAUGCUCAUAAGUUGCCAUUAGCUCAGACUUGGACCCCAUGUAAGCAAAAAUUUAUGCCAAGACUAGAAGAUGGUGAAACUCUUGAAAAGGUUCUCCUAUCCAUAGAGAAAUCUGCAUGCUAUGCAAAUGAUCCUCAGCUAGAUGGUUUCAUGGAUGCUUGUGCUGAGAACCACCUUGAGAAAGGGCGGGGAAUUGUUGGAAAAGCCCUUCAGUCCAAUAAACCAUUUUUCUCAAAGGAUGUGAAGGAGUACGAUAUAUUAGAGUAUCCACUUGCUCAUCAUGCUCGCCGUUUUGCUCUUUGUGCUGCUGUGGCAAUCAGGUUAAGAAGUUCUCACACUAGUGAUGAUGACUAUGUAUUAGAGUUCUUUUUGCCCUUGAACUGUACUGGGAGUUUAGAACAACAGCUUGUGUUAAAUAACCUUUCAAGCACCAUCCAGAGAAUAUGUCGGAGCUUGAGGACAGUGUCUGAAGCAGAGUUGGCUGAAUGCAAUACCGUUGGUGUUUUUGGGAAGGAUGAACGUAAGAGUUCUUCUUUGAUGGGUAUGCAUGGAAAAUGCUCCGAUCCACCUUUAUCAAAAGCUAUGGGGAUUCAGAAUCCUGUGUUGGACAAAGUGGAAGGAGAUGUGGAUCAUGAACAGACCACAACUGACUCAAAAAGACAGUUCGAGAGAAAGCGUAACACUGCAGAAAGGAACAUUAGUUUGAGUGUACUUCAACAAUACUUUUCUGGAAGCCUGAAGGAUGCUGCGAAAAGCAUCGGAGUAUGCCCAACCACAUUGAAAAGAAUAUGUAGACAACAUGGAAUAUCAAGAUGGCCUUCUCGCAAAAUCAACAAAGUGAACCGCUCUCUGAGAAAGCUUCAAAUUGUGAUCGACUCUGUUCAGGGAGCUGAAGGUUCUUUAAAAUUCGAUGUCCUCACUGGAGGAUUUGUAACAGGCGCUUCCAAAUUACAUGAUGGUGAUAACCAAAUUCCAUUUUCCACUUCUCCAAAAAGCUCACCCAUUGUGCUCCUAAAUGUAACCCCGAAGAAAAAAGUCAGAGAGGAAGCCGCUUCUUCUAUUGAGGAGAUACGAAAGUCAGAAAUCAAUUUUCAAUCUUUGCAUUCAAACAAAACAGAAUUGUCAGGGACCCCAAGUCUUCCUAUGGCAUUCAAGAUUGAGAAAGACCCAGUUAGUGUUUCGCCAAUUGGAGUUAUCGAUGAGCCAAAAGCUGCUACUUCCUUUUGUUCUGGCCUUGAACAAAUGCCUUGGGCUUUCUCUCAGACUAAUCUGAGAAGUUCCUUUGUAGGUAGAGAAACGUGUGAGAGAAUGGACACUAAUAAAGACCAUAUGAGCAUAGAGAGCUCUGAAUGCCUCAUUAGAACAAGGAGCUCAAGCUCUUUGGCUGCAGUCGAUGAAUUGGAGAAUGGGGUUUAUGCCAUGGAUGGGAUGGUGGAAAACAACCAGCCCUCCUCAUCAGGGAUGACUGAUUCCUCAAAUAGCUCUGGUUCAAUGAUAAAUGGCAGUGCGACUAGCUCCCCCACUAUGCCAGUUAGUUGCAAAAGCAAAGUGUAUCUGAGAGACGGCAGUUCCAGAGUUACGGUGAAGGCAACGUAUAAAGACGAUGUUGUGAGGUUCAAAUUUCUACCGUGUUUGGGCUAUUUUCAGUUGUUUGAGGAAGUCGGCAGGAGGUUCAAGUUAUCUAUAGGAACAUUUCAGCUCAAGUAUUUGGAUGAUGAAGAAGAGUGGGUGCUUUUGAUGAAUGAUUCAGAUUUGAAUGAGUGCCUUGAGAUAUUGGAGUCUUAUGGAGCUCAUAGUGUAAAGCUUAUGGUAAGGGAUUUGCCUUGUGUCAUGGGGAGCUCGGAGGGUAGUACAUGUGCCCCUCUUGGAUGAUCUACUUGGGAGUUUUGAGGUUGGCUUUUAGGAGGAAUCUCCGAGUUCUUUUCAUGAGAGGGGGGAAGAGUGUUGUACUCGAAGGAGGGAGGGAGAGAGUCUUUGAAUGGGGCGAGAUGCCCCUUAGCAUGUGGCGUCUAUACUUGUAUAAAUAUGUAUUUGUAAAGAAUGUUCGGUCUGGUUAAUGCACACCUUUCUAUAGCCAUGUAUAAUGAUGUAUAGAGGUGAUUUUUAAUAUAGGAAAUGGUUUCUCUUAA